This is a messenger RNA of Seriola aureovittata, 8078 nucleotides long. Its product is annotated as trichohyalin. NCBI's taxonomy places the organism in Eukaryota, Metazoa, Chordata, Actinopteri, Carangiformes, Carangidae. Bases 165 to 6569 code for a protein of 2134 amino acids. Gene Ontology annotation, molecular function: GTP binding. The record is from RefSeq and is a predicted model, not a curated record. The transcript has 3 exons.
CACUUUCUGUCUGCAGCUUGUGCAGCACGGAUCCUCGUUUUGAAUCAAAUAACUAUCAAGAGUGUUUCUGUUCUCUUUCACAAUGACGCUGAAGAAAUUCUUCCUUUAAAGGUCGCACAGGAACCAAAAAGAGGAAGAGGAAGAAAAGUGGACAGAGAGAGGCGAUGGACACGACAGAUGAGAACGGCAGUCUAGUCACGGUGGCGAAUGGUGCUUAUCCGGUGCGGUGCACUGAGGAAGUACUUCUCCCUUUCUUCACAGAUGAGAGUCUGCAGGCUGCAAUGGACUCCAGACGCCCUCCUGCUUCAACCAGCGUCCCUCCUGCUCUCCCAGAACUCAGACUGGUCCUCCUGGGCAGGAAAGGAACCGGGAAGAGCGCGGCAGGCAACACCAUCCUGGGAGGAGUGGGAGGGUUCGAGAGCGGGAAGCCCACGGAGGAGUGCGUGAAAAGACGAGCUGACGUGGCAGCGAGAAAAGUCACGGUGGUGGACACACCCGGGUGGGAGUGGUACUACCCGCUCAACAGCACCCCCAACUGGGUGAGGAGAGAAACUUUACGGAGUGUAUCGCUUUGUCCUCCCGGACCCCACGCUGUGCUUCUGGUGGUUCGGUCCUGCGCCUCAGUCACUGACGCCUACAUCUCUGAGAUAGAGGAGCACCUGGAGCCGCUGGGAAAAGGAGUCUGGGAGCACACCAUGCUGCUGUUCACCAGGGGAGACGAACUGGGCCUGACCACCAUGGAGCAACGGAUUCUGACCAGCGGCCCACCUCUCCAGAGACUCCUCCAGAAGUGUGGGAACAGAUACCAUGUUGUGAACAAUCGCAGCAAAGGAGACGGGACGCAGGUCAAAGAGCUGAUAAGGAAGCUGGAGCAGAUGGUGGAGGCGAAGAAAGGUGGAAACAGUCAUCUGGAGAUGGACAACACAUUGCUGCUGGGAUUGGAAGCAGACGGGAAGAGGAGAGCGAGGGAGAGGAGGAAGAAACAGAGGCAGAUGGAGGCACAGAUGCAGAGAGGGACCAUCAAAGCAGCUCUCACAAGUGAUGGUCCUCAGGGCUCCGAGCUCGAUGCUCAUCAGUCUUUCUCCAAGGCUCCGCGACGUCUCCCCGAGGUCAGGCUGGUUCUCCUGGGUGAGCGCGAAACUGGGAAGAGUUCUGCUGGGAAUACAAUCCUCGGGAAAACAGGCUUCUUCCAAGCCGGGGCAGUAACAGAGGAGUGCUUCCGUCAGCAAGCAGAGGUGGCCGCGCGGCUGGUGACGGUGGUGGACACACCGGGCUGGGAGGCAGGUGUGGCGGGUGCUACACCGGAGAGGGUGAAGAGGGAAAUUGCGGGUAGCGUGGCUUUGUGUCCACCAGGGCCCCACGCACUCCUGCUGACUCUGAGAGUGGACACACUGGUGAGGGUGGGACAUGUGAGGGAACAUCUGGAGCUUUUGGGCGAGGGUGUGUGGAGACACACAAUCUUGCUGUUCACCCACGGCGAUCAGCUGCGAGAGGGGGUGGAUAUUGAACAGCACGUCCAGGGUGGGGGCAGAGACCUGCAGUGGCUGCUGGACAAAUGCAGGAGCAGGUACCAUGUCAUCAGCAGUGUAGAUGGAGGAGGAAGAAGAAGUGGAGGCUCCACUAAGGUGACAGAGCUCCUGGAAAAAGUGGAAAAGAUGGCGACAACAAACAGGUGUGAGGCUUUCUCCUGUCUGGUUCAGGAGGUCAGGGAUCUGAGCCGACAAAGGAACGAAAAGUUCAACCAGCGCCUGAAGGAGGUGGGAGAUAAGAUGCUUCGUCAGGAGGGGGAGUUGAAGAAUAUGAGAGACAGAGAGAUGAAGAGCAUCAGAUGGUUCUUUGAUAGGAGGAAGAAGGUAAAAUCACCUGGGAAGGCCGACAUUCAAAGGGAAGAAGAGGAGGAUGAGGACAGGAGGAGCCUCGGGGAGAGGAAGAAUGAUAUUGGCGAACUAGAGGACAGGAUACGAUGGCUGACUGAGGAUAAAGAGAGAGAAAUUCAGGAUAUGGGCAUAGAAAACGAGAGAAUCCAAGUAGCACUAAACCAAAGUAGACGAGACAGGGAUGAGGUGAUGCUUAAACUGGAGCUAAAAGAGAGUGAGAUUGAGGAGCUGACAGAAAGAAUUGACGAGCAGCAACUGAAGCUGCUCGACCUUGAAUGUGCCGGUGUAGAAAAUGAACAUGAGAGAAAACAGAGGGAGGACGCCAUUAGAGCGGAGAAACAAGAGUGGAGGAAAAAAGUGGAGAAAUUGGAGGAAACUGUAAAGCUGCAGGAGAGAGAAAGAGCAGAGUGGAUGGAAAAAGUCGAUUCUUUAAAAGCAGAAAUGGACGAGACAAAAAGACACUAUGAUGAUGUUCUUGAGAGAAAAGAACGAGAAAAUAACAGAGAGAUGACAAAGCUGGAAGAAAAACUAAAAGAAGAGAUGGAAAUAAAACUGUUUGAAAAAGACAAAGAGAAGGAUGAGCUGAGAAAGAAAGCCUCGGAUGAAAAGCAGAUAACUCUCGAUAAUUUAAAACAACAUGAAAAAGAAAUGGAAAGGAAAGUUGAGGAAAUGAAAUCACAACACGAGAAAGAGAUAGAGAGAAAAACCCAAGAGAAAGAAACAGCAAUACAAGACAUGAAGGUGAAGCAUCAGGAGGAGAUCGCUAGAAAAAUCAGUGAGAAAGAACAAAUGAUGGUGAGAACAAAAGUUCAACAUCGAGAAGAGAUUGAUCAGAAUUUGAAAGAAAAAGCACAUGAUAUGGAAAGCAUCCAACAGCGGCAUGAGAACGAAAUUAGGAACAUACAGCAAGAAAACCAGAGAGAGAUUACAGAUCUGAAAGAGCAGUUUGCAAAAGAAAACGAGGAACAUAAGCAAGCGAAAGAGAAAGAGAUAGCUGAGCUAGAACAAAUGUAUCACGCCCAAAUAACAGAAAAAAUGCUAGAAAAUGAGAAAGACAAGGAACAGAUUCAUUUAAAUCACAAAAAAGAAGUGGCACAGAAGAUGCAAGAGAAAGAAAAUGAAAUAGAAGCUUUAAAACUGCAGCAUUGGGAAGAAAUGGCAAGAAAAACGAAUGAAAUGGAAAAACUGAUGGAGGCGAUGAGAGCUGAACAACAGGAUGAGAUGGAUAGAAAAAUGAAAGAAAACAAGGAAGAUGUAGAAAGAGUCCAACAACAGUACCUGGAAAAAAUGAAGGAGAUGGAAGAAGAAAGAAAAAGAGAGACUGAAGAGCUGAAAGAGCAGUUUGCAAAAGAAACUGAGAGACAAUUGCAGGAAAGACAAACACAGAUAAGAGAGUUAGAACAAAAAUAUGCUGCACAGAUAGAAGAAAAAGUGCUAGAGAAUGAGAAAGAGAAAGAAAUGAUUCAUCAAUCCAAUGAAAAAUACACUUUGGAAAAACUGCAAGAGAAAGACAGACUAACAGAGGAGUUAAAACGUCAGCACACUGAUGAAAUUGAAGAAAAAAUGCACGAAAGUGAAAAAGAAAAAGAAAGAUACGAGACAGAGAUGGAGAAAAAGGUGGAGGAAAAGGAAAAGGAGAUUGAGGAGGUGAAACUGAAUGUCAAAGAUCUGAAGAAAAAGCUGCAACACAAGGAGGAGAAAGAAAUGGAUCACGCUAAUUACAAAAAAGAAACAGAGCAAACACUGGAAGAAAAAGAAAGAGAAAUUGAGGAGAUUAAAGUAAAUGUCAAAGAGAUUAAAGAGAAACUGAAACAAAAAGAAGAGGCAGAAAAAGUACACGAAAAUAACAAGAAAGAAACGGAGCAAAGACUGGAAGAAAAAGAAAGAGAAAUAGAGGCGACCAAAGAACAUUUAAAACAACUUGAACAAAGAGAAAAGGAUCAAUUAAAUCACAAGAGACAGAUGGAGCAAAAACUGGAAGAAAAAGAGCGAGUGAUAGAAAAGUUGAACCAGCUUUUAAAGGAUAUCGAAGAGAUCCUGCAAAGGAAAGAAGACGAGAGAGGAGAAAUUAUUCUAAACCAAAAGAAAGAGGCAGAGCAGCGACUGCUAGACAGAGAGAGGGAGAUGGAGGAGAUGAAAGAGCAGCUUUUAAAUGAAAUGGAGAGAAUGGUAAAAGAAAAGGAAAGUGAGAUUGAAAGCAUUAAACAGCAGGCCGACUCCAGGGAGAUGACAUGGAGGGAAGAGCAGAAGAAGAAGGAUGAGAGAGGAGAAAACGAGAUGAACAAGCUGAUAGAAAUCAUCGAUGCAAAAACUAAAGAGAUAACACAAGCAAAGUGUCUUCUUGCAGAGAGAGACCGUGAGGUGGAUGAGGCAAGAAAGACAUGUGCAAACUACUUAAAAGAUAUUGAAGAUCUGAAAGAAACCAAUCAAAUCCAGACCUCCAGCAUCAUUGAGAUACAACAACGUCACACAGAGCAGGAAAAGAAGAAAGAUAGUGAAAUUAUGGAAAAACUGCAGGAGAAAGAAGCGGAGCUUGAGCAACUGAGGCAAAGAGACAGAGAAAACGAGAAAGAGAUCGUCCAUUUGAGGCUAACGAUCGAGCAGACAAAGUCCGAACUGAAGGAUCUCACCAACAAGAUGGAAAGGGAGAUGACGAGCAUGAUCCAAGAAUACGAAAAGGAGAUUGCAAGAAGAAAUGAGAACAUAGAAUCACUGGCAAAGGAGAAGGACGACGCUUUAAGUCUUUUGGAGGAGGAAAGUCGGCAAAGUAUUUCGAACAUUACAGAGAAAUACGAGCAAAGUCUCAAGAAAGUUGAGGAGCUGCAGGAGCAAAAUGAGAAGAUGAGAAAGGAGACGGAAAAUCUUAAAAUAAAGUAUGAGGAGCUGAAGACGGAGAGUGAAGAAGAAGUUAGGAAACAUCUCAGUGGAUGGGAAGAGCAGGCAAAGAGCAAAGAAUCUGAAAUCCAAAGUGUUUUUGAAGAGAGAGAUCUGGAGGUCAGGGAACUUAAAGAGGCAAAUGACAAACUGCAAGUACAGAUAGAAAGGAUGAAGGAAAGGGACGAUGAGGCGAAAACGCUGAUGAACGAGCAGAGAGAGCAUUUUGAGAGGCAGCUGGAGGAGAAACAAAAUGAGUUCAGAAUUAAGGAUGAAGAGAUUGAACAGAAAUUCUUGAAAAGGGAAAAAGAAGUAAGGCAAAGGGAACAGGAGCUGAGUAGAAACGAAGAAGAGUUGAGCGAAAGAGGAAGUAAGUUAGAUGUGAAAGAGCUAGAACUUGUUGAAAGAGAAGAAAAGCUAGAAAGUAAGGAACAAGAGCUUAGAAAACUGGAGGUGAAUCUAGAGAUACAACAACAAGAACAAGAGGGAAGAGAUCAGUGCGAGCAAGAUGUGAGAGUGAAAGCGCAGAUUAUUGAGAAAAAGGAGAGGGAGCUAGAAAGCUUGCUUCGAGCUCUGGAAGGGAAACAGAAAGAGUUAAGCUGUCACGGUCAAGACCUUCAGAAGAAGGUAAGAGGUCUGAAGGACCAGGGGAAAGAGCUAAAAGAUAGGGAGCACUAUUUAAAAAAUGAAGAACAGGAGUUGAUCAACUGGAAGUCGGAGUUGCAGAUACGAAACGAGCAUGUAAACUCGACGACUCAGCAGUUAGACGAGAUGGGGAGAGACUUGGCUUUACUGAAAGAAGAACUUCACCAAAAAGAGAAAAACUUAAAGAUCUCACUCAAAAGACUCAACGAUUGGGAGCAGAGUCUCGAAGCACGAGAGGCAGGAUUGCGUGAGAGGGAGCAAAGGGAUUUGGAGAACGAGGUGAGUGCGUUCAAUCUCGAAGCUGCAGUUGGGAGCUCGGGAGACGACAUCCAUAUGAGAUACCAAGAGGUCAGAGAGAGAAGGGAAGAGGGAAGAGGAAGAGAGUCAGAAAGCACAAAGAAUGGGGAGGAUCAGACGAUGAAAACUGCAUCGUCAGCCGCGGAGAGCAAUAACUGUCAUCUUGAAACACUAAAAGAGAUGGACAUGGCUGAUUUUAAGGAAGGGAAGAAAGGCAGAGGGGACCUGGAAAUGGAAAAGGUCAUCGAGGAUAUGAGGUUGUUUUCUCAGAGUCGGGGUCAAGGACGCUCAAACCACAAAGACUCUCCUGGAUUGGAUUUCAAAGUGAUGGUGUUAGGGGAGUGCUGGUCAUCUCGCUCCCCCGCUGGAGUCACCAUCCUGGGUGGGGAAGCGUCCGAACUCGAUGGAUCUACCUUCAGGUCUUGGAGAGGUCAGAUUGCCGGGAGACACCUCGCGGUUGUAGAGCCGCUAGGUUUGAGGUGGCGAGAUGGACCGGACCCAACAAACAUAUCGCUGAGGAAAAGCCUUCUCGACAGCAUCUCCUGGUGUCACCCAGGACCUCACGUCGUCCUCCUGCUCAUGCCGGCCUUCUUAACCUGCACGCAGAGGUACAGGAGAGCUGUGGAGGAGCACAUGAGUUUGCUUGGGGAAGAGAUCUGGCAGCGCGCCUUGGUGUUGUUCACAUGGGGGGAAACUUUAGGGGUGAGCGCAGAGCAGCACAUCCUGAGGAACGGGGAGCUGAUGGGGCUCGUAGAGAGAUGUGGCGGCAGGUACCAUGUGCUGACCAGCAAGAGAACCAACUCUGUGAUUGAAGGACUGUUUGAAAAGAUGGAGGAAAUAGUGGCUUUGAACAACAGGGAGCAGUGUUUGGUGUAGCUCUGUGAUCAGACUGUGUCUGAAUUUAUUGUGUAAAUACUGUGUUUUUUCAUGUCGUCAUGUGAAUAUUGUCUAAUAAAUUUAAGGAAGAAGUACUCAGAUCUUUUAAUUUAUGCAGAAGUAUUAAUAACAGUGUAAAAAUCCCCAAUUGCAAGGAAAAGUACUGAAUUUUAACAGAAACAAUUUUAGUCCAGUGGAUCUCAACAUGGUUUUUUGUUGAAAUAUUGGAGACAUUAACCUCUUUGGGCAUCAAAAAAAUAUCAAAAGUAAAACCAUCUGAGAAGUUUAGAGGGGAAAUCACUUUUUGGUUAAACAGCUAACAAUUAAAACGUCUGAAAAAUUACAAGGGGCUGGUUUAAUCUCGAAGAACAUAUUGUAUUUUAUAAGCCUAUCAUGUGUUUUUUAAUGCGGAUCUGAAAAGUAACCAGUAACUACAGCUGUCAAAUAAAUGUAGUGGAGUAAGAAUAUAAUAUUUUACUUUGAAAUUUUGUAAAACAAAAGUACAAAGUAGCAGAAAAUACAAAAUACAAGUGGAAGUACCUCUCGAGCAUUGCAUUUAACAUCCUGCUUACUGAAUGAUUCAUGUAAACACUCAUAAAUUAAUUAUUACUUCAAAAAACAGUAAUUUAAGAUUCCGAAUGAGCCGCAACGCCGACAUGAUUUUUCAGACAAACCUCAUCUGACCUGCGCUGUCACCACUGGCGUCAGGGUGACUUUCAUACUUCUUCCACAAGAUGGGGACCUUGUGUCAGUGUGGAGCUGCCUGAGUAAUCAGUGUUGAAAGUCACUGAUGACAAGGAGUUGAUGGUGAAAGUAUAGUGAAGAUAGUCAAAUAUAUAUUUUUUUUAAAACCGUGUUUUACAAUUUUCUGUGUAAAUGGCUACUUUUUAAAAAAGGAAGAGUACACAAAGCCCGACUAGCAGGCCUGUGCUCCGUCUUGACUGGAGGUAUUUCAGGAGAACCAAACCAUCUCGCAAUUAUAACCCCAGGGAGCCUCCCGCAUGCUGAGAGGACUCCUGCUUUGACAAGUAAAUUAUGACUCUUGAUGAGAGGAGUACGGCUUUCUCAGAAUGCAAUUUUUGACAGCCAGGAAAAUGCGGGUGGAUACAUACAACAACUUCCAUCAUCCGCGGAGCCAGAUGCAACAUCCAAAAACACUCGUGUGCAAUCAUCAGGCUAAUAAUUAUGGACUGUGAGUGCUGGUCUGUAUCUCACAUGGCAGCAAUGUUUUUUAAUCUGUCCAUUCAAUGUGAGCUGCCUUUAGAGGCAAGAUGAGAGGGUGUUGUGUCAAGAUGGAUCCCUGCUUCUUUGAUCAUCUCUGUUUUCAAAGCGUCUGGGGAGAAAUUAAGAGAAAAAAAAAGAAAGAAAAAAAAAAGUUGUCAAAUUGCAGUUGAUGCAGACAUAAUUUUCAUUCAUUUUAAGCAUAAUGUUUUAAAGAUAUCAGGUAUCCAACACUCACUCAGCCAUAAUAUGUCAUAAGCAAUGGCCUUUUUCAUGUUUAAAUCCGUC